AUGGGAGUGGAUGCAACUAUUUUUACUUUGCAAAACAAAUGUAGGAACACAAUGUGGCCAGGGAUUCUAACAGGAGCAGGAAAACCUCCACUUACUGAUGGUGGUUUUCGGCUAAGACCUGGGCAGGCUAUAAACAUUACUGCACCAAAAGGGUGGUCUGGACGCUUUUGGGGGCGGCGCGGAUGCACAUUCAAUGGCUUCGGUCACGGAAAAUGCAUCACAGGAGACUGUGGAGGUAAACUUAGAUGCGCUGGAGCUGGAGGUAUACCACCAGCUUCAUUGGCAGAGUUUACACUAGACAGUCCAGAAGGUGAUUUUUAUGAUGUUAGCCUUGUUGAUGGUUACAACAUGCCAGUGUCUAUCAUUCCCUCUAGAGGAUCUGGACAGUGUAAGACUGUUAAGUGCCGUUCGGAUUUGAAUAGAAAUUGUCCCACUGGAUUGGAGUUGAGAAACAAAGAUCGCGUUGUUGGUUGUAAGAGUGCUUGUAUGGCUUUCAAUAAGCCAGAAUAUUGUUGUACUGGAGACUUCAAUAGUCCAAACAAGUGUCAGCCAAGUAGUUAUUCAAAGGUGUUCAAAGCCUCCUGUCCUCAGGCGUAUAGCUAUGCUUAUGAUGAUGCAACCAGUACUUUCACUUGCCAUGGAGCAGAUUACAUAAUUAGGUUUUGUUAGAGAGGGAAGGAGUUGAUAGUCAUCACUGUCUGUUGUGUGUGGUAAAUUUAUUAGAUCUCUUUCUAACAAUUGAAAUUUGAAUAAAUGAUAAAGUUUAUGUGAUAAAUAUAUGACACCAUCAUAGCAUCGAUUUAACAACAUUGUAUAAACGAGUGAUAUUGUGUUUGAAAACGCGUUACACGUGCUC
This is a messenger RNA of Cicer arietinum (chickpea), 856 nucleotides long. RefSeq names its product pathogenesis-related thaumatin-like protein 3.5. The record is from RefSeq and is a predicted model, not a curated record. NCBI's taxonomy places the organism in Eukaryota, Viridiplantae, Streptophyta, Magnoliopsida, Fabales, Fabaceae.